Diatraea saccharalis (sugarcane borer) is the source of this 1153-nucleotide messenger RNA. Lineage: Eukaryota; Metazoa; Arthropoda; Insecta; Lepidoptera; Crambidae. The record is from the annotation of a GenBank genome assembly.
UAAGACAAAAUGCCAAAACUGAAGACAGUAUUAGUGACAGGAGGCGCAGGCUACAUCGGUAGCCAUUGCGUGGUGGAUCUUUUACAGGCUGGACAUGAAGUUGUAGCUAUAGACAAUUUCGCAAACGCCGUCGGUGACGAAGAGGGAUCGCCAGCUCUGCGCCGCGCGGAAACUAUCACAGGAAAAAACAUCACCUUCUACAAAGCUGAUGUACUUGACAAAGCGCAAAUCAUGAAAAUAUUUGACAGGCACUCGAUAGACUGCGUGAUACACUUUGCCGCCUUAAAAGCAGUAGGGGAGUCAAUGCAGCAGCCUCUAUUAUACUACCAGAACAACCUUCUAGGAAUGCUCAAUUUGUUAGAGGUAAUGCGAUCACACAACUGCUACCAGAUGGUCUUUUCAUCAUCGUGUACAGUGUAUGGUGAACCUGAGUACCUACCUAUCACAGAAACCCACCCCACCGGCAAGAUCACCAACGUUUACGGCAGGACCAAGUAUUUCAUAGAAGAAAUGCUCAAAGACCUGAGCGCCGCUGAUGAAAAAUGGAACAUCAUAUCCCUACGAUACUUCAAUCCGGUAGGAGCACACCCAUCGGGUAUGAUCGGCGAGGAUCCAACCAAAGAGUUCACCAACCUCAUGCCAUUUAUGGCGCAAGUAGCUCUCGGCAAGAAGCCCGUGCUUACUGUUUUCGGCAGCGACUACAACACACCUGAUGGCACGGGUGUCAGAGAUUACAUACACGUCAUGGAUCUGGCCAGUGGGCAUGUUGCAGCGUUAAAUUUACUCAGCAAUAAUCACAUCAGGCUGAAGGUUUACAACUUGGGAACCGGGAAAGGCGUCUCUGUCAAAGAGUUAGUGAAUGUAUUUGAAAAAGUAACUAACACAAAGAUACCACUGAAAUAUGUGGAGAGGCGAUUAGGUGACAUCACGGCGAUGUGGGCAGACGCUACGUUGGCUAAGGAAGAGCUCGGAUGGACUACCAGAUAUUCAGUGGAAGAAAUGUGCACCGAUUUUUGGAGGUGGCAAACCAUGAAUCCAGAUGGAUAUCCAAAAAAAAGCAAGACAAGCGUGAUUGUCAACGGCAAAAGUUAACAUUGUUUUUCAAUGAAAAAAAUACCCAUUUUAUAAUUAAAUUAUUCCAUAUUCAAAUUGU